Eleginops maclovinus (Patagonian blennie) is the source of this 1395-nucleotide messenger RNA. RefSeq names its product intermediate filament protein ON3. NCBI's taxonomy places the organism in Eukaryota, Metazoa, Chordata, Actinopteri, Perciformes, Eleginopidae. The transcript has 10 exons. Gene Ontology annotation, biological process: intermediate filament organization; keratinization. Gene Ontology annotation, molecular function: structural constituent of skin epidermis. Bases 1 to 1347 code for a protein of 448 amino acids. Gene Ontology annotation, cellular component: keratin filament. The record is from RefSeq and is a predicted model, not a curated record.
AUGAGUCUGAGUCGUACUAAGCGGAUCAGCUCCAGCAGCUCGGUCCGGAGCAGCAGCGGUGGAUCCAGGAGGCUGAGCGGCUACGUUCCGGGUCCAGGGGGUUUCAGCGGCCUCUCCCUGAGCAGCAGCUCUCUGUACGCCGGCACCAACGGGCUCCACCACGGCCUCGGGGCCCCGCUGGCCUCGCUGUCCGUCAACAGGAGCCUCCUGGCCCCGCUGAACCUGGAGAUCGACCCCAGCCUCUCCAUGAGCCGGGCCCACGAGAAGGAGCAGAUCAAGAGCCUCAACAACCGCUUCGCCACCUUCAUAGACAAGGUGCGUUUCCUGGAGCAGCAGAACAAGAUGCUGGAGACCAAGCUGGAUCUGCUGCAGGGUCAGGGGGUGGCCCGGUCUAACGUGGAGCCCCUGUUCGAGGCCUACAUGGCGGGUCUGAGGCGCCAGAUGGACCUGGUCAACAACGACAAGACCAAGCUGGACGGGGAGCUGAGGAACAUGCAGGGCCUGGUGGAGGACUACAAGCACAAAUAUGAGGACGAGAUCAACAAGAGGAACAACCUGGAGAACGACUUUGUUAUCCUAAAGAAGGAUGUAGACUCGGCCUACCUGGUGAAGGCCGAUCUGGAAGAUAAAGUCGGAGCUCUGACUGAUGAAAUCAACUUCCUGCGCAACGUAUAUGAGGAGGAGCUGCGUGAGCUGCAGGCCAGCAUCAAAGACACCUCGGUGGUGGUGCAGAUGGACAACAGCCGCAGCCUGAACAUGGAGCAGAUCGUGGCGGAGGUCAAAGCCCAGUAUGAGGAGAUCGCUGCCCGCAGCCGAGAGGAGGCCGAGGCCUGGUACAAGAGCAAAUUCGACCAGAUGUCGGUGCAGGCUAAUCAGUACGGAGACGAGCUGCGCGUCGUGAAGGGAGAGGUGGGUGAGAUCAACCGUCUGAUCAGCCGCCUGCAGAGCGAGAUCGAGGCCGUCAAAGCCCAGCGCGGUGCUCUGGAGAACCAGCUGGCGGAGGCUGAGGAGCGUGGAGAGCUGGCUGUGAAGGAAGCCAAAGCUCGGACCAGAGACCUGGAAGACGCUUUGCAGAGAGCCAAACAAGACAUGGCCAGGCAGCUCCGGGAGUACCAGGACCUGAUGAACCUGAAACUGGCUCUGGACAUUGAGAUCGCCACCUACAGGAAGCUGCUGGAGGGGGAGGAGGACAGACUCGGGCAUCAGUCCAUCCUCAACAUCCAGACUGUGUCCAACUACAGUACUAAGAGUACUAAUGGCUACCACAGUAACAGCGCCUCUCCUGCUCCAAAACUGAUGAUCAAGACCACGGAGACCAGAAACAGCUCCAGAUACAGCUCUCACUAAGAGCACACACACACACACACACACACACACACACACACACACACACAC